GAACGGGGAUAAAUUGUCAAAGGAAUUAUUAAGACGAUAUAAUGAGUAAAAAUUUGCUACACUCUUCAAUUCCCAGUACAAAUUAUAUAGAUGUAAUAGAAGUGCUCUGUCGAAAUUAAAAGUUAUGGAUUAUGUGGAUAUUCCAAAAAAUGAGGAAGGUGAUCAAUACCGAGAUAAAACGUUUACCGCUACGUUCCCAUUAUCACCUUCGAACCCUAAUCUUUCAACGUAUAAAAGAAAAGUCGGCGACGAAUCCAUUACCACCACCUCAAAAACUACCCUUCCCAAUGUCACCUACAAUUAUCAACCCGGCAGUGGUGGCGGCAGAUUAAGGCUUUUUGAACAAAAUUCGUUCAAAUUUAAUCAUCAUUACGGCCAUAACAACUAUGAGGCUACCUGUUAUGGGCCCCCCGGAAAACCUUUUCUUGACUACUAUGUCUCUGACCCGUCCGACAUGCCAGAACAUAUCGAAUAUGGCCCAUCUCCUUACCCUUACAUACCUUAUCACAGAUUAUUGUACAAUAAUGAACAGACCCCCAACCCCCUUAAUUUGCGCCGAUCUCCGCCUUCAGAGGUUAAAUGUAAUUUAGAGGACGAUCAUCCCUCGUUACACAAUAAAACUCUACAGAGUCUGCAGAAUUUUCCGAAUUUGUUAAGCAGCGACAACAAUAAUAAUCUAGAACUCGACCGGGUCAACAACCAUAUUUUAAGUGGCCAUACUUCUCAUCGAUACGCAACUGGGAAUCCUUUCGAAAAGAUUAUUGGGUUGACCGAUUUUCCUCCCGGUAACGAAUAUAAAGAAAACAGUCAGGAAUUGAACGAUUCAGGGGUAUCGCUUUCCGCUGAUCCUGAAAAAGGUAAAGACACACUAUUUCAAUUAAGUGACACACUUAAACCUUUUCAAUCGUGGAUGCCUGGUUGUCUAAAUAGCAAAUAUAGCCGUGCGUUGCGAUACGCGACCUCUAUAUCGCCGUUACUCGAAAAUAUCAAUCAAAUAUCUAACUUAGAACGAAUGGAAAAUUUAAAUGUCGGUUUAGCUAAAGCUCAUUUUGAAAAACAACCUCCUAAUAAUUUGCGCAAAAGCAAUUUCUUCCACUUCGUUUUGGCUUUUUACGACAAAUUGAAUCAGCCAAUAGAAAUCGAAAGGGCGAGUUUUAUCGAUUUUAUCGACCAAGAUAUGGAAGGAGAAAGGAAAUGCAACAAUGGAAUCCAUUAUUGUCUCCAUCUCAACUAUUCCAACAAUAUCAAACAAGAGCAGCAUAUGUAUAUUAGGAUCAUUGAUUCCGUCACGAAAAAAGUGAUAAUAUAUGAAGGACAAGACAAGAAUCCAGAAAUGUGUAGAGUUCUCUUGACGCAUGAAGUUAUGUGUAGCCGAUGUUGCGAUAAAAAGAGUUGUGGAAAUAGAAAUGAAACGCCCUCAGACCCAGUCAUAAUUGAUAGAUAUUUCCUAAAAUUUUUCCUAAAAUGCAAUCAAAAUUGUCUGAAAAACGCCGGAAAUCCACGAGAUAUGAGAAGAUUUCAAGUAAUCAUAUCGGACAACUUAAAUAAGGGCCCUUUACUAGCUAUUUCUGAUAACAUGUUUGUUCAUAAUAAUUCAAAGCAUGGCCGAAGAACGAAAAGAGUUGAUCCAAACGAAAGUGUUAUGCCGAGUAUAAAAGCUGUUUGCCCAAGCGAGGGAUGGACAUCUGGAGGUUCCCAAGUGAUAAUAAUCGGAGAAAACUUCUUUGAAGGUCUUCAAGUGAUAUUCGGGAAUGUCAUAGUAUGGAACGAGGUAAUUACAUCUCAUGCCAUUCGUAUUCAAACUCCACCCCGUCAGGCACCCGGCGUAAUUGAAGUCACAUUUUCUUAUAAAUCCAAACAGUAUUGUAGGAGUUCUCCUGGAAGAUUCGUUUAUUUGUCCCUGAAUGAGCCCAACAUCGAGCACGGAUUUCAAAGACUAAUGAAACUAAUACCUCGGCAUCCAGGGGAUCCAGAAAAAAUCCCUAAAGAAAUAAUUUUGAAAAGAGCCGCGGAUUUAGCGGAAGGGCUAUACCACAAAGAUAAAGACGAUAAUUUUAAGAAAAAUGCGCACAAAAUAAAUCGCAAAAAUUCGUACAACGUAAAUCACAAUAAUACGACAAACGAUGACAACUCGAGUUUUAUUAAUUACCCCGACCUUCCAUUCACUCAUACCAUAGAACCCUUCGAUAACAAUUUUGAUCCGUCGCACCAUAAUAUACAUUUCAUAUCGCAGUCCAAUUAUUUCCCCCUGCCUCAGAACCACAUUCUCUAUUCUCCAUCUAUCUACAACAAUCAUAAUUGUCCCCCACAAAUUAACAACGAAUCUGACAUUUAUCCAAUACCCAUGGAAGAAAUGCUGGGGGAAAAGUAUCACAGUCAGUUUAACGGCAUGGCAUAUUACAACAAUAGCAACUUGGCAUUUUUACCCCAUAAUUCCUUCAAUCCUCAUCAUCACAUGUCCACAUUUAGUACUUCUUCUACAACUCUAAUCAACAGUCUUCCAUUUAUGAACGAUUCUCAAAAUAAUAUUCACGCGCAGCACUCAUAUCCCGAAAACUUGCAAUCUACGAAAUCCGUCAUUAUCAAAAAAGAGGAGGCGGUUGGUAAAAUCCAUUUGCCAGAAACAAAAGGGAAACGAAGCCAGCCCUAUUCGUUAAAUAAUAUGCUGAAUACAAGAAAGACCAAAUCUAGUCGAAAGGCCAAUCUUGGAAUCAACUCGAUUCAUGCACUCGUGCCUGAAGAAGAAGCUAAAGGUGAUUUUGGCAACAAGAAUGCUGAAAAUGCAUACGAAGCCAACAAAACAAUAAGCGCGGGAAAAAACAUUGAAGACAAAGUUAAUACUUUUAACAAACCUGAAAAUACUGAGAAAUCAACAGCGGAUUUGAAUCAAUCUACAAGCAAAACAUAUUCCACUAUCAAGCACAAUUUCCAGAACACCACAUCUUUCAGCACCCGUUAUGAAAUAUAAAACUUUUUCUGGAGAAAAUAAUUAAAUAAUAAUUAUUUAUUGAUCUCAAUUAUUUUAUAAAAUUAACAUACUACUAAAUAAUGUCUUCCGUUUUUAUUAUUAUUGCUGUGAAAUAAUAUGUUUUUCACAAAAUAUAACAAAAGUUACAUAUAUAAAAAAUA
Molecule: messenger RNA, 3129 nt
Organism: Gordionus sp. m RMFG-2023
Lineage: Eukaryota; Metazoa; Nematomorpha; Gordioida; Chordodea; Parachordodidae
Product: transcription factor COE1-like
Exons: 14
Coding region: 125-2968 (947 amino acids)
Biological process (GO): regulation of transcription by RNA polymerase II
Molecular function (GO): DNA-binding transcription factor activity, RNA polymerase II-specific; RNA polymerase II cis-regulatory region sequence-specific DNA binding
Source: RefSeq, a predicted model, not a curated record